AUGACCAGUGUAUCUUCGACAUUAGCUACCACCAGCACUUCCAAAUUGAUCACCCUUGCCGCAGGGUGCUUCUGGGGUGUAGAGAAGGUGUUCCGUAAGCAAUUUGGUGGAAAAGGAUUGAUUGACAUCAAGGUUGGAUAUGCCAAUGGCAUCCCCACAAUCGGCAAUGUGAAUUAUGAAAAAGUAUGCAGUGGGUCUACAGAGUUUGUGGAGGCUGUACAGCUCUCUUAUGAGCCAGAGAAUCUUCAAUUGGAGGCUAUUUUGGACAUUUUCUUCAGAAUGCACGAUCCUACCACCGUCAAUUCUCAGGGUCCUGACAAGGGAACCCAAUAUAGAUCUGCGAUUAUGACUCAUGAUGACAAGGAUAACAAAGUGGCAUGGGAAAUCAAGCAAAAAAUGCAAGCGGAAUGGUACCCUGGACACCAAAUCGUCACUAUUAUUGAGCCCAUCAAGGUGUGGCAUGAUGCUGAAAACUACCACCAACAGUAUUUGGCAAAAAACCCAGGAGGAUACGACUGUCCCACACACUUUAUAAGGACGAAGCCCAAGGCAUGA
This is a messenger RNA of Meyerozyma guilliermondii ATCC 6260, 555 nucleotides long. It is a transcript of the gene MXR1, whose product is annotated as peptide-methionine-S-sulfoxide reductase. Gene Ontology annotation, molecular function: peptide-methionine (S)-S-oxide reductase activity. Lineage: Eukaryota; Fungi; Ascomycota; Pichiomycetes; Serinales; Debaryomycetaceae. The transcript has a single exon. The record is from RefSeq and is a predicted model, not a curated record. The coding region runs from base 1 to 555 and encodes 184 amino acids.